UCGUCGUGUCGGUCAGAGGGAAGCUACUGACAGCUAGCCUGGUCAUAGUUGUGCCGGGGAAAGGUCGACAGUAGGACAGUAGCAUCUUUCUUCUAACCGUAAACCCUGUCUUUAUCCAUUUACACUUUACCAACUGAUCAAAUUUAGCAGCAUUUAAAGACAGAAACCUUCGAACUUCACCUUUUGACGAGCUAGCUUAUUUACUGCCCUCUUUCUUAGUUUGAAUUAGCGAUCAUGGCUGCGCUCAGGGCGUCCUACCACAGGAUUUUGAACAGAAUCGAGUAUAUGCUGCCCGCCAAACUGAGACCUCUGUACAACCACCCGGCAGGUCCAAAAACUGUUUUUUUCUGGGCUCCGAUGUUCAAAUGGGGUCUGGUGAUGGCGGGUUUGGCUGAUAUGACUCGACCAGCAGAUAAGCUCAGUACCUCUCAGUCUGCAGUGCUGACAGCAACUGGUCUCAUCUGGUCCAGAUAUUCUCUGGUUAUAAUCCCCAAAAACUGGAACCUUUUUGCUGUGAACUUCUUUGUCGGCAGCGCCGGAGCGUCGCAGCUUUACAGGAUCUGGAGGUACAAGCAGGAUAAGGCGGCGCAGGAUAAAGAAGCAGAUCAGUCUCAAGACUCUUGAUAAUCCAACCUUCCUGCUGCGUUACUGCUGGCUCAAAGGGAGACUACUAUCAUCAUCAUCAUCAUCAUCCCACGUUAUUUUCAUAACAUUCACACCAUAACCAUAUUCCACCACAUUAAACCUAGAGUCCCUGUAGGAAGUGUGUGCUUUCUAAAGUGUCAGAUUACCUCAGGGUGUAAACAAAAAGAGAAAGUUUUAAAAGAAUUGUAAUUAACUCACAGGACUAAUGUUCACGAACGCACAAGUUUUCUGAUUGUACCGUUGAUUCAUACCAGUUGCGCUAACUGGGAAGUUAUUCUUUUAAUCAACCUACAGUUGUAGCAAUCAGUAGCUCAAGGCUCCUAGAAACACAUCAACACGAGUUUGUCUUGAAUGUGGUUUAAGGAAUGUUGGCGUAAGAAAUUUAGGAAUCAUUUAAUCGCUUUAAUUUUUUUUCUGCAACAUAUUUCGAGUCCAGACGUCUGUACCUCAGCAGUCAUUAAAAUCCUUUACUGUGCAACAAUUCCUUCCAUUUUAAUAGUUUUGUCAUUUAAUCUGAGAACAGAUCCUGAUAAUCAUUUUGUCCACGUUGUGUUGGAUGCUGUUAUAUUUAACGUGCAGCUUUUUAACCGAUCAAUGCAGCGAGUCGAGCAAACGGCAGCACGGACAGCCGUCAUGAAAAGGCCUUGUUUAAAAAAUGUUUUUACAUUUUUGUGUCAAAUUAUUUUUUACUAAUUCAGAUGGUAUUUAUGUAGUAACCCAUCAUUUAGCAAUAAUUGCUGUUAUUCUGCUGACCGAACAAAGAAUUUACUGAAAUGUAACGUUAGUGGCUAUGAAUAAAUUGUCUAACAGGACA
Messenger RNA from Nematolebias whitei (Rio pearlfish), 1459 nucleotides. It is a transcript of the gene mpc2b, whose product is annotated as mitochondrial pyruvate carrier 2b. Lineage: Eukaryota; Metazoa; Chordata; Actinopteri; Cyprinodontiformes; Rivulidae. The record is from RefSeq and is a predicted model, not a curated record. The coding region runs from base 235 to 624 and encodes 129 amino acids. Gene Ontology annotation, cellular component: mitochondrial inner membrane. Gene Ontology annotation, molecular function: pyruvate transmembrane transporter activity. The transcript is spliced from 5 exons. Gene Ontology annotation, biological process: pyruvate import into mitochondria.